AAAUUUAAUAAAAAUAUAAAUUUCAGAACCAGAUAAUUUUUUUUAUAUUCCAUGCUUUUUUAUGUCUUUAAAAUUUGUAAAUGGAAACCCUUGUUUGCAAAUUUCACUUCGCCUUCACAAACUCCUUAGAUUUCAAAAAGGCCCCAUCUUCUUCUUCAUUUUUUUCUCGCCGGGUCAGCAUCAGCUUAUCCAGUAACCGAAGCUCCACCACCACAGCACUGAGAAUGGCUGAUUCCACAGCUCUUAAGCAACAUAAGAUUGUAAUACCAAACCAAUAUGGUGAAAAGCUUGUGGGUUUAUUGCAUGAAACUGGAUCUAAGGAGAUUGUUGUCUUAUGCCAUGGUUACCGUGCCACAAAGGAACACGAAAUUAUGGUGAACCUUGCUGUUGCUUUAGAAAAUGAAGGAAUCAGUGCUUUCCGUUUCGACUUUUCAGGAAACGGAGAAAGUGAAGGCACGUUAAUUUAUGGUGGCUAUUGGAGAGAGGCUGAUGAUAUACGUGCUGUAAUCGAACACUUCUCUGGAGCAAAUCGUGUCGUAAGUUUGAUUCUUGGGCAUAGUAAAGGGGGCGAUGAUGUGGUCCUAUAUGCAUCGAAAUAUCACGAUAUCAGAGCAGUUAUCAAUGCUUCUGGUCGUUAUGAUCUCCAUAAAGGGAUUGAGGAACGCUUUGGGAAAGACAUCAUGGAAAAGAUUAAGCGAGAUGGGUUCUUUGAUGUUAAGAACAAAGAAGGAAAUAUUAUUUAUAGAAUUACACUGGAAAGUUUGAUGGAUCGGUUGAAUACCGAUGUGCAUAAAGCUUGCCUCCAGAUUGAUAAAGAGUGCAGGGUCUUGACUAUCCAUGGAUCUGCAGACGAAGUCAUUCCGGUGGGAGAUGCGAUAGAGUUUGACAAGGUCAUACCUAAUCACAAAUUACAUAUCGUAGAAGGAGCUAAUCAUUCAUACACAUCACAUCAAGCUGAGUUAGCAUCUAUUGUUCUGAAUUACGUGAAGGAGAUAGCAAAACCAGACAAGAGUACUGCUAGCUAGCUGGUGCUUCUGUAUGCCAAAUUUAUUGAAAUGUUAUUGUAAUUGUACUCUUGAUGACAAUUAUCAUGUAUCAGUGACUACUGGAUGCCUUAAAUUUUAUAAUUUUCUUUCAAUAAAACAUUAGUAAGUACAUUUAUAGAGAAAAAA
This is a messenger RNA of Mercurialis annua (annual mercury), 1172 nucleotides long. RefSeq lists its product as uncharacterized. The transcript has 7 exons. Gene Ontology annotation, cellular component: cytosol. The record is from RefSeq and is a predicted model, not a curated record. Lineage: Eukaryota; Viridiplantae; Streptophyta; Magnoliopsida; Malpighiales; Euphorbiaceae. Bases 81 to 1025 code for a protein of 314 amino acids.